Molecule: messenger RNA, 664 nt
Organism: Mytilus trossulus (common blue mussel)
Lineage: Eukaryota; Metazoa; Mollusca; Bivalvia; Mytilida; Mytilidae
Exons: 2
Coding region: 69-530 (153 amino acids)
Source: RefSeq, a predicted model, not a curated record
UCAGCCUUUUGGAAAUUAUUCAAUCUGCCUUAUACCUCGAAAAAAUACACUGCUAAAUUGUUGUUAAAAUGGAUCGUUUUACACAAGAGAUGCACAACUUCAUAACCCCUUGUAACAAAUACAGUCAGGUCAACUUCUUUGAAUAUGACUUCUUGGACCAAAUACUACAAGAUCUACAAGAAGUUUUUACACCAUGCCAGCUAAGUCUUGCUGAUGAUUGUAAUACAGGAACAAACUCAUUGUACGACGAUUUGUUUUAUUCCCCGAAUUCAAAGAAACAACAACCCACGACUCCACAGCUAGAGCUUACUCGUCUUGAUGAAUUCGUUUUACAAGAACUUGACAUUAUUUCUGCAGAACUAUCCGUUCACAAUAGUACCCGAAGAGGUCAAAGGGUCAAGAGAAGGUUAUUUAGCUGUAGUGGCGACGACGACGAACCUGCGCCAAAGAAACGCUGUACAAUAAACCUUUCACACAGCGAAUCUGACGAUGACUCUGAGUUUACGUGGUCAUCAGUUUGUAGAAUUUAAACACUCUCCUAUUGGAGGCAAUAUAGAAAAAAAUAUAUAAUUGUUCAAUAUUAUACCUUUGUUAGUUAUAUUCUAUGCAUAUUUUACACUUGUAAUUAUUGAAUAUUAGUGCUUAUUAAAAAUUUUGAAUUUAA